GCGACGUCACGCCGCCGACGCUGGGUCCAGGGUGAGCCCCGGCGGCUCCGGAGGGACCCGCGGCCGGACCCCCCCCCCCCCCGCCCCCCGCGGUCUGGACCAGGAAGGCGGCUGACCGGAGGCCCUCACCGCAUCCGACGGGGAGCUGGUAUCAUGGCCAAAGAUGCCGGGCUAAUAGAAGCCAACGGAGAACUCAAGGUGUUUAUUGACCAGAACCUGAGCCCUGGGAAAGCUCACAGGUGUGCCGUUGCAGGUGUGGUGUCUCUGGUCGCCGUGCACCCGUCCACUGUGAACACCCUUGGGAAGCAGCUCCUGCCCAAAACCUUCGGACAUUCCAAUGUCAACAUAGCCCAGCAAGUGGUGAUCGGCACGCCACAGCGGCCGGCCGCGGCCAGCUCGGUGGUGGUGAGCAGCCCUCACACGCCCAACACUCAUUUCGUCUCCCAGAACCAGCCGUCGGAGCCGUCUCCCUGGUCAGCCGGGAAGCGCGGCCGCAAGGGCGAGAAGAACGGUAAGGGGCUGCGGCAUUUCUCCAUGAAGGUCUGUGAGAAGGUGCAGCGCAAAGGCACCACCUCCUACAACGAAGUGGCCGACGAGCUGGUGGCCGAGUUCAGCGCCGGGGACACACACCUGCUGCCCAGCGAGUCGGCCUACGACCAGAAGAACAUUAGACGCCGGGUGUACGAUGCCCUCAACGUGCUCAUGGCCAUGAACAUCAUCUCCAAGGAGAAGAAGGAAAUUAAAUGGAUUGGGCUGCCCACCAACUCGGCCCAGGAAUGCCAGAACCUCGAGGUGGAGCGGCAGAGGAGGCUGGAGAGGAUAAAGCAGAAACAGUCCCAACUUCAGGAGCUCAUCCUGCAGCAAAUCGCGUUCAAGAACCUGGUGCAGAGGAACCGGCAGGCUGAGCAGCAGGCGGGCCGCCCGCCGCCCCCAAACUCCGUCAUCCACCUGCCCUUCAUUAUCGUCAACACCAGCAAGAAGACCGUCAUCGACUGCAGCAUCUCCAACGACAAGUUCGAGUACCUGUUCAACUUUGACAACACGUUUGAGAUCCACGAUGACAUCGAGGUGCUGAAGCGCAUGGGCCUGGCCUGCGGGCUGGACUCGGGCAGCUGCUCGGCUGAAGAUCUGAGGACGGCCCGCAGCCUGGUGCCCAAGGCGCUGGAGCCCUACGUCACAGAAAUGGCUCAGGGGACCAUCGGCGGCGUUUUCCUGGCAUCCACCAUUUCAGGCUCUAACGGCACGAGGCUCUCGGCCAGUGACCUAACCAACGGAGGGGACGGGAUGCUGGCCACCAGCUCCAGCGGGUCCCAGUACAGCGGGUCUCGGGUGGAGACGCCCGUGUCGUGCGUGGGGGACGAGGACGAGGACGACGAGGACUUUGAGAACGAGGAGGAGGACUGACACGCCUGCCCGGCUCCUGCGUGGCCCUGGCACUGCACUGCGGCCCUGCUGCCUGGCCCCGCCACUCAGGGCGAUUCUGUGUUUGUGUUCCCUGCUUUUUGAGAGAUGGCUUGUCCCCGUCCAUCCCCGCUCCUGUUGGCCUGAGGACGCCGCGGCCCCUGCGCCCACGGCCCGUCCCUCUCACAGUGCCCGGGCUGGUGGGCACCCCCAGUAGCGUCGCGGCCCCUCCCCACCCCGGCCCUGUGCCCUUCUGGGAGUCUGGUUGGAGCCGCUGGCGGGCGCGGUCACAUAGCUGUUUACAGAGGCGUCUGAGGACGCAACGGAGCAGUCGCAUCUGUUCUGACGGUAUCUUCUGUGAUCUAUUAUAAAGUUGAGAUUAAAUAUAGAGAAUGUUUUAACAGUUUUUUAACUCAGAAUUUGUCGAUCAUUUUUAAUAGUUCCUUUUUAUAAAGAAAAGGCAUCUGAGGACAGUCGCCUGUUUUAAAACUAUUGGCGAGGAACCAUGACGCAUGGCUGGACUGCCUGUUGAGAAGCAAGUCUUUUUAUUGAAACACAAAUAAACUUUUUCUGUAAUAUUUUAUGGAAUAUAAAGAGACUUUAAUCGUCUGACUUGUUUAACUCAACACUGUUAGUUUUUAUUAAUAAAACGCGCAUGAGCAUUUUAAA
Molecule: messenger RNA, 2070 nt
Organism: Erinaceus europaeus (western European hedgehog)
Lineage: Eukaryota; Metazoa; Chordata; Mammalia; Eulipotyphla; Erinaceidae
Gene: TFDP1
Product: transcription factor Dp-1
Exons: 12
Coding region: 154-1404 (416 amino acids)
Biological process (GO): regulation of cell cycle; regulation of transcription by RNA polymerase II
Cellular component (GO): transcription regulator complex; nucleus
Molecular function (GO): RNA polymerase II transcription regulatory region sequence-specific DNA binding; DNA-binding transcription factor activity, RNA polymerase II-specific
Source: RefSeq, a predicted model, not a curated record